AUGACUGAAAAGGUUGAGAGUUAUCUGCUCCAAAAUAGAAAUUCAGCCAAAGGAGACGUAGCUGACAACUGGAAAGAGCUUCAGGAUCUUUAUUCUAAAAAGUGAGAUUUUUGUUUCAAAGUUAUAACUUAAUAAAGUUUUUAGACUUUGGCAUCAACUGACAACUGCUGUGCGAGCUUUGCUUGCAAAACCGGCCUUUGUUUCAAAGCUAAAUCUUCAAGAAUUUUAUGAAAAGUGGGUGCUGAAAAUUUUUAUUUAUCAAAAUGUCUCCAUCUCAGUUUUAUCUCGGAGUUUGAGCACCGAAUCAACACUUUACAGUUAGCCGAAAUAUCUAUACCAAUCGCCAAGUACAUUUAUAAUAAAAGGUAUUUUUUUAUAAAUCUAUAAAUUUCAAGAAUUAAAUUAAAAAGUUUAAGACAAGCAAGGUGCCUAUGAUUUUUUUGAGCAAGAUUGAGAAGGCGGUUACAAAAGACAAGGUAAUUUCCAGAUUAAACAAAUGCGUUUUUGUGUAAAUGAAAAAAAAAAUAGGUGGCCAUAGCUCGUCUACACACUGGUCAGAUUGAACUUCGACUUCUGCACAAGGAUCAAAAUGACCAAAUUGUUGAUAUUAAGCUCAUUCGGGUCAGUUUUUUUUCAGUGAAUAACUUAUUUAAGAUUUUCCUCUUGAGAAUUGUAUUUGAGAAGGUAUAGUUUAAUCGGAUUCACUUUAUAGGAGCUUAUCGACUCUACGCAGAAAGAAGUUGAAAGCCUUGUUGGCGUCACCGAAGUCCACGCGCCUUUCUACAAGGUACCAAGGUUAUUUUUUCUUCUCACGUAGUUUCUCUGCAGGUCUCUUCUCUGUAUCUGCGUGAACUCGGGGAUUUCGCCGGGUACUACCGCGAGGCUUUGCGAUACCUCGGAGUCGAAGACACUAAUAUCCUUACCAAAGAAGAGAGACACUGUCAGGCUGUUUUGGUUGGCUUUGCCGCUCUUCUCGGCGAGAACAUAUACAAUUUCGGAGAGCUGGUAAGUUUUUGUAUGAAAAAGUUGAACGAGCGAGAAGGUCAAUGUUCCGUUUUUCAUCAGGAAUAGAGGUUCCGAAUAUUUCUUCUUGUGAAAAAAAUCGCGAAAUGACAUCAACAAAUUUAAAUGAUGAAUGCCUAUUAUAAAUUUCUUUAAGUUUUGAGAAGGGUAUUUUAAAAAUCAAUCUCGACUUCUUUACAAAUUUUACUUCCCUGAAGUUUUUAUUUCAAAAUUGAGUUUAGCUCGCCCAUCCUAUUCUGAAGUCACUUGACGGUUCAAGCGAACGUUGGAUCACGGAUGUAAGGCAAAAAAAAAAUUCGAAAUGGUCUUUUUCUUUUUUAUUCAAGGUUCUCCUUGCGUUCAACAGCGGCGAUCUGACCAAGUUCUACGCUUUGGAGCCUCAAUGGAGCGGUUGGGACGAUCUCAAAAAACAGAAAGAGUUUCUCAUUGGAAAAAUUCGUCUUCUUGCGAUCAUGGAGGUUUAUUCCCCUGUUCUGAUCAGUGAAAGUUGCUUUGUUAGAUUGCUCUCGCACGUCCAUCUAAAGCUCGGAACGUUUCAUUCAAAGAAAUUGCAGCCAAGUGUCAAGUUAAUGUCAGCGAGGUUUUUAUAAAUUUCAGUUUCCCCCAAUUUUUUUUGAUUCAUCAGGUUGAGUUUUUGGUGAUGAAAGCGUUGAGCAAAGGACUUGUCCAAGGAGCGAUUGAUCAAGUUGAACAAAUUGUUCAAAUAACUUGGGUUCAGCCGCGGGUUCUGGAUGCACAGCAGGUUGGCCUUUAGACGUUUUGAGAGCCUCGUUUGAACAUUUCAAGAAAAAAAACCUUUAUGAAGCAAGAAUUUUCGUACAAUUAUAUAGUGCAGCCCGCCACAAACGCUCAUUUCAACGUGGUAACUUGGGGAUAAAAUUUUUAAAUUUCUGAACUGGAUUGAAAGGUCCAAAGCUGCUUGCAAAUUCUUGUUUGAAUCAUAUUUUUAUAGUUGAUUUGCGGUGAUAUUAGAACCAAAAUCUAUUUUUUUUUUUCCUCAUAAAAUCUUUAUUUGAAACAUGAAACUGUUCAGAAAAAAAUUUUUCUCAUAGUUUUUCUGUUUUUUUCUAAAAAAAUUUAUCACGGCAUCAUUAAUUCCGAAGAAGAUAUUUUUGAAGGACAAUUUUUUUUUUGAAAUAAAUGUAAAAUAUUUAUAAGCUCAGGUAUCCUGUGCAAAAAGGUGUUGGUAUUUCAACAAUAAAAUAUUUUUCGACAAAUAGCUUAUUGAAACCUUUUUGGGCGAUCAGCAGUUCAUCACUAACUGAACGUUUUUUAUUAGAUUUAGAAACCUAAGUAUGCUGAGAAAUGUUAAAUGAACAUUGAAGCCCGGAAAUUCUUACAGAUCCUGACUAUGGCCUCCAGAAUCACUGCCUGGAGAAAGGACGUAACUUCGAUGGAGAACAUUGUCGCUGAGAAUGCGCGUGAAAUACUCACCAAGAACUAA
This is a messenger RNA of Caenorhabditis auriculariae, 2467 nucleotides long. Lineage: Eukaryota; Metazoa; Nematoda; Chromadorea; Rhabditida; Rhabditidae. The record is from the annotation of a GenBank genome assembly.